CCCGGAAUCUCGACCAACCAUCCAGCCCCCGCCCAGCAACAAUGUCUUCGGCCGCUAUUCAACGUGCUAAUCCCAACUCUGAGGUCGCCCGCCAGGGCCAGGCCCUCCAGAUCAACAUCAAUGCCGGCCUGGGUCUGCAGGAUGUCCUCAAGACCAACCUCGGCCCGAAGGGAACCAUUAAAAUGUUGGUCAGCGGCGCCGGCGACAUCAAGCUCACCAAGGACGGCAAGGUUCUGCUCAAUGAAAUGCAAAUUCAAAACCCCACUGCCUGCAUGAUCGCCCGUGCUGCCACUGCCCAAGACGAGGUCACUGGCGAUGGAACCACUUCAAAUGUGCUCUUGAUUGGCGAGCUCCUGAAGCAGGCCGAGCGGUUCAUUAGUGAAGGACUGCAUCCCCGAAUCGUCACCGAGGGCUUCGAGAUCGCCAAGAAGGAGGCCCUGAACUUCCUGGAAAAGUUCAAGCAGCCGCGCCCCAUGGACCGCGAGACCCUUAUCAAUGUCGCCCGCACCUCCCUCCGAACAAAAGUCCGCGAGGAGCUGGCCGACAAGCUGAUGGAAGCCGUCGUUGAUGCCGUCCUGGCCAUCUACGUCGAGGGCGAGCCGCUGGACUUGCACAUGGUCGAGAUCAUGAAGAUGAUGCACAGGAGCGACACCGACACCAGACUCGUCCGCGGUCUGGUCUUGGACCACGGCGCCCGCCAUCCGGAUAUGCCCAAGCGUGUCCAGGACUGCUACAUCCUGACCCUCAACGUCUCCCUUGAAUACGAAAAGAGUGAAAUCAACUCCAGCUUCUUCUACAGCAGCUCCGAUCAGCGCGAGAAGCUGAUCGAGUCUGAGCGCCGAUUCGUCGACGCUCGCGUUGCCAAGAUCAUUGAGCUCAAGAAGAAGGUCUGCGACGGAAACAACAAAGGCUUUGUCAUCAUCAACCAGAAGGGCGUCGAUCCCCUUUCGCUUGACAUCUUUGCCAAGCACGGCAUUGUGGCCCUCCGCCGCGCUAAGCGAAGAAACAUGGAGAGACUCCAGCUUUGCUGCGGAGGCGUCGCCCAGAACUCUGUCGAUGAUCUCACCCCCGAGGUGCUGGGCCACGCCGGCGUCUUCUACGAGCACGUCCUUGGCGAGGAAAAGUUCAGCUUUGUCGAGGACUGCGCCAACCCCAAAUCCGUCACCAUCCUCAUCAAUGGUCCCAACGCCCACACGAUUGCCCAGAUCAACGACGCCGUCCGUGAUGGCUUGAGAGCCGUCAAGAACGCCAUCGAGGACCAGCACCUCGUUCCCGGUGCCGGUGCUUUCCAGAUUGCGCUCCACGCUCAUCUCAUGAAGUUCAAGGACUCGGUCAAGGGACGCGCCAAGAUGGGUGUCCAGGCAUAUGCCGAUGCCCUGCUCAUCAUCCCCAAGGUCCUGGCCCAGAACAGCGGCUUUGACGUCCAGGAUGUGAUCGUCUCUCUGCAGGAGGAGCACGCUGAUGGCCACAUUGUCGGCCUUGACCUGAAGACCGGCGAGCCCCUGGAUCCCGUUGCCGAGGGCAUCUGGGACAACUACCGCGUCCACCGCCACCUCCUCCACUCAUGCUCUGUCAUUGCUGGUAACUUGCUGCUUGUCGAUGAGAUGAUGAGAGCCGGCCGAUCCAGUCUCAAGACCUCGAACGUCGAGUAAAAAUGCGCCUUUCCGCACACCAAGCCAACAAGUGACUGUAAAUUUCUCUACAUGCGAGUGUACCAUCCCCACACCUUCAAUAUAUGAUGCGACGAGGACGCCACGAUGCACUGAGGACCGCCA
Polychytrium aggregatum is the source of this 1775-nucleotide messenger RNA. Its product is annotated as chaperonin Cpn60/TCP-1 family. Gene Ontology annotation, cellular component: chaperonin-containing T-complex. The record is from RefSeq and is a predicted model, not a curated record. Bases 42 to 1652 code for a protein of 536 amino acids. Gene Ontology annotation, biological process: protein folding. NCBI's taxonomy places the organism in Eukaryota, Fungi, Chytridiomycota, Chytridiomycetes, Polychytriales. The transcript is spliced from 10 exons. Gene Ontology annotation, molecular function: ATP-dependent protein folding chaperone; ATP hydrolysis activity; ATP binding.